Medioppia subpectinata is the source of this 1113-nucleotide messenger RNA. The record is from the annotation of a GenBank genome assembly. Lineage: Eukaryota; Metazoa; Arthropoda; Arachnida; Sarcoptiformes; Oppiidae.
AUUAUCCGAAACGCCAUUAAGAGGCCAUCGCCUGGACUUCUUUGCGUGGUUUGUGGCGACACAUCCAGUGGUAAACAUUACGGCAUUCUUGCGUGCAAUGGUUGCAGCGGUUUCUUCAAACGCAGUGUCCGAAGAAAACUCAUCUAUAGAUGUCAAGCGGGAACUGGAGGUUGUGUUAUAGAUAAACAACAUCGAAAUCAAUGCCAAUCUUGUCGUCUCAAAAAAUGUCUAACAAUGGGAAUGAAUAAAGAUGCCGUACAAAAUGAAAGGCAACCGAGAAAUACAGCAACCAUAAGACCAGAGAGUUUGCUCAACGAUAGUGAGAGUGAAAGACUAAUAAGAGAUGGAGUGGCGGCUACUGUGGCCGCUGUGUUCGCUGCCGGCACUGGAGUUCGUUCGUUAGCCAACAGCCGGUGUCCUAAUAUAGGAUUUUCUCAACAAAACAAAUUAAAUUCUGAGAUAAGAAAUUCAAUAAAUAAAAGUGAAGACCAGUUGGAGGACAACACCAAGGAUAUGGAGAGGAAUCGUACAAUGAGUGCACAUUUUGAUUACAGUAGUAGUGGUUUAGGACAGCAUUACCUGAACGUCAAUCCAAUGGGCGCUCUGUCGUCGUUGAGCUAUUCUGUAGGAUCUGAUCAGGCAUUCAAUGCUAUGAUUCAGUGCACAUCAGAGUCCAUAUAUGAAACAUCGGCACGACUUUUGUUUAUGGCCGUCAAAUGGGCUAAAAAUUUACCCUCAUUUGCAAACCUCACAUUUAGAGACCAAGUUAUUCUUCUGGAGGAAUCGUGGGCUGAGAUAUUUCUGUUGAGUGCAAUCCAAUGGUGUAUACCAUUAGAAAAGUGUCCGCUGUUCUCAAUAACAAGUAUACCCGACGGCAGCGAACACUCCAGUGAUAUUCGGGUCCUUAACGACGCUCUUAAUAGGUUUCGUAACACUGGUGUAGACGCGGCUGAGUUCGCCUGUUUGAAAGCACUCGCACUUUUCAAACCAGAGGGAAGAGGUCUGAAAGACAUAAACCGAAUUGAGCACAUGCAGGACCAAGCACAACUGAUGCUUUUGCAACAUGUUAAAGCUCACAAUCCUACUAAUCCAACAAGAUGCAGCGAAAAGUAA